CUUUGCUUUUCCUUUGGAUGGGGAUCCUCUGUGUCCUUCCCGAGCUUCCACGUGACGGACACGUCUCUCUCUCACCUGGCCGUGCACAGACAUACCGGAGACGUGUACGUGGGAGCUGUGAACAGAGUAUACCGUCUGUCGGAGAAUCUGACGGAGCUUCGUUCGCAUUUGACCGGUCCCAUCGAAGACAAUUCGCGCUGCUACCCCCCGCCGAGCGUGCGCGCCUGCAGCCACAAGCUGUCCCCGUCGGAUAACGUCAACCGGCUCCUUCUCAUAGACUACGCGGGGCAGCGCGUGGUGGCCUGCGGGAGCGUGUGGCAGGGCAUCUGCCAGUUCCUCCGUCUAGACGAUCUCUUCAAGCUGGGGGAGCCCCACCAUCGCAAGGAGCAUUACCUAUCGGGGGCCCGUGAGCCCGACUCCAUGGCCGGGGUCAUCGUGGAGCAGGACGCAGAGCAGAGCAAGCUCUUCAUCGGAACGUCUAUUGACGGCAAGUCGGAGUAUUUCCCGACGCUGUCCAGCCGCAAGCUGGUCCGAGACGUGGAGAGUGCCGAGAUGUUCCGCUUGGUCUACCAGGACGAGUUUGUGUCCUCGCAGAUCAAAGUCCCCUCCGACACGCUUUCCCUUCACCCCUCGUUCGACAUCUUCUACGUCUACGGCUUCGUCAGCGGGGGCUUCGUCUACUUCCUGACGCUGCAGCUGGACACGCAGCAGACCUUGCUGGACGCCACGGGCGAGAAGUUUUUCACCUCCAAGAUCGUGCGCAUGUGCUCCGGAGACCCCGAGUUCUACUCGUACGUCGAGUUCCCCGUCGGCUGCACCAAGGACGGGGUGGAGUAUCGGCUCAUCCAGAGCGCGUACCUCAGCAGGCCCGGCCGGAAGCUCGCGCAGGUGCUGGGGAUACCCGAGGACGAGGAGGUGCUGUACACAGUCUUCUCUCAGGGGCAGAAAAACCGCUCCAACCCCCCCCGGGAGUCCGUUCUCUGCCUCUUCACUCUCAGCCAAAUUAAUAAGCGCAUUAAAGAACGGAUCCAGUCCUGUUACCGCGGAGAGGGGCGGCUCUCGCUGCCUUGGCUGCUCAACAAGGAGCUUCACUGCAUCAACACGCCUAUACUCAUUAACGAUGGCUUCUGUGGCCUGGCUCUGAAUCAGCCCAUCGGUGGUCUGCAAGUUAUUGAAGGGAUGCCGCUGUUUCAGGAGAAGGUGGAUGGCAUGUCCAGCGUUGCCGCAUAUAGCUAUAACCAGCACUCCGUGGUGUUUGUGGGCACACGCGCAGGUACCCUUAAAAAGAUCCGAGUGGACAGCCCUUCAGAGGCCGCCCUGUAUGAGAGUAUCUCGGUUGUCGGUGGACGGCCUAUCCUGCGCGACAUGGUGUUCAGCCCGGAUUGGCAGGCUGUGUACCUUCUGAGUGACAAACAGGUUAGCAGGGUGCCUGUGGAGAGUUGCCAGAAAUACGACUCGUGCAGAUCGUGCCUGGGGUCCGGGGACCCGCACUGCGGCUGGUGUGUCCUUCACAACAGGUGCUGCCGGCAGAGUGAGUGUGAGCGAGCGGAGGAGACUCAUCGAUUCACCACCAACAUCACUCAAUGUGUUCGCCUCGACGUGACUCCAAACAAUGCGUCUGUGAGCGUCCCGGAGCAGAGGCUGGUCUUGUCAGUGCAGAACGUUCCGGACCUGUCCGCCGGCGUCACCUGUUCCUUCGGGGAUAUCGCGGAAACGGAAGCGAUGCUGGAGGAUGGGCACAUUCGUUGCUCGUCUCCCUCGCUGCGUGACCUUCCUGCCGUUUCUACCGGAUACGGCGCCACACAAACCGUCCAGCUCCAGCUCCGAUCCAAGGAGACCGGCCUGAGAUUUGCCCAAACGGACUUUGUUUUCUACAACUGCAGUGUCCUCCAGUCGUGUCUGACGUGCGUGAGCAGCUCGUACUCGUGCCACUGGUGCAAAUACCGGCACGUGUGUACUCACAACGCAGAGGACUGCUUCUUCAUAGAGGGCCGCGUGAACAGCACGGAGGGCUGCCCAGAGAUCAUCCCCACAGGAGAGAUCCUCAUACCAGUCGGGGUGGUUCAGCCGAUUACCCUCAAAGCCAAGAACUUACCCCAGCCACAGUCAGGGCAGAAGAACUAUGAGUGCAUCUUCCAUAUCCAGGGAAAGGUGCAGCGCGUCCCGGCGGUCAGAUUCAAUAGCAGCAGCGUCCAGUGCCAGAACACCUCUUACACGUAUGAAGGGAACGAGUCUGGGGACCUCUCCGUGGGAUUCUCCAUUGUUUGGGAUGGACAUUUUCACAUCGAUAAACCCGACACGUUCAGAGCUCUCCUGUACAAGUGCCCGGCCCAGCGUGAGAGCUGCGGGCUUUGCCUGAAAGCGGAUCCACGUUUUGAGUGUGGCUGGUGUGUGUCGGAGGGCAGGUGCCUGCUGCGCCAAUACUGUCCGACUCCCAAAUCAAACUGGAUGCAUCUCAGUAAGCGGAACACGCGCUGCACCAACCCCAGGAUUAGUGAGGUCCAUCCUGUGACCGGGCCCCGGGAGGGCGGGACCACAGUAACUAUUAACGGGGCAAAUCUCGGGCUCCUGGCACGGGAGGUGUGGGUGCAGGUGGCCGGGGUGCAGUGCACGUCUGUGCCUGCCCAGUACGUCAGCGCCGAAAGAAUUGUUUGUGAAAUGGAGGAGUCGUUGGUCCCGAAUCCUGCGCCCGGGGUAGUUGAGCUGUGUGUCGGAGACUGCAGUGCCGAGUACCGGACCCAGUCAGAGCAGCUCUAUACAUUUGUGACCCCCGGUUUCCACGCUGUAAGCCCUUUAAGAGGUCCAGCAGCGGGUGGCACGCGUCUCACCAUCAGCGGCCGGAACCUGGAUGCCGGCAGCUCUGUGUCUAUACUGCUGAAGGAUUCCGAGUGCCGGUUUGUCAGGAGGAGUCUGCGAGAGAUCGUUUGCAUUUCACCGCCAUCUUCUCAGGGCCCGAGCCUGGCGUCCAUUACCUUAAAGAUUGAUAAAGCGAGCGUGAGGAACCCCAACGUCAGUUACCUUUACACCGAGGACCCCACCAUUUUGCGGCUCGAGCCAACAUGGAGUAUUUAUAACGGCAGUACCGGAAUCACAGUAACCGGCACGAACCUACUGACCAUCCAGGAGCCACGCGUGCGCGCCAAGUAUUCCGACAUGGAAACAGUUAAUACCUGCCACAUUCUGAAUGACACCCUAAUGCUGUGCAAAGCCCCUGGGAUCCUGCCCCCUGCUGAGGACCUUACGCCAGAAGAAGGGGUGCAGCCGGACGAGUUUGGGUUUGUCUUGGAUAAUGUGACCGGUCUGCGCUCUCUGAACUUCACGUCCUUCACGUACUUCCCGAACCCCACUCUGGAGCCCUUUGGACCUGGCGGCACCUUGGAGAUCAAACCCGGCUCGCAUGUGAUUCUCAAGGGAAGGAACCUGCAGCCUGCUGCCCCCGGAGGCGCCAAGCUGAAUUACACCGUGCUGAUCGGAGACGUGCCGUGCUCCUUCACCGUGUCGGACACGCAGCUGGUGUGUGACUCUCCCAGCCAGACGGGGGAACACCGCGUCACCGUCCUAGUUGGGGGACUGGAGUAUACCCCGGGCACCCUGAGGAUCUACGCCGACAGCUCGCUGACCCUGCCGGCCAUUGUUGGGAUUGGUGCAGGAGGAGGGCUUCUGUUGCUCGCUAUUAUUGCCGUGCUCAUCGCCUAUAAAAGGAAAACCCGCGAUGCCGAUCGCACCCUCAAAAGGCUUCAGAUGCAGAUGGAUAAUUUGGAGUCUCGCGUAGCUCUGGAAUGCAAAGAAGCAUUCGCUGAGCUCCAGACGGACAUCAACGAGCUGACCAAUAACAUGGACGGAGUCAAGAUCCCCUUUCUGGAUUAUAAAACCUACGCCAUGCGCGUCCUGUUCCCUGGCAUCGAGGAUCACCCAGUGCUGAAGGAGCUGGAUAUCCCACCCAAUGUGGAAAAGGCUCUUCGCCUCUUCGGGCAGCUCCUGAAUAACAAGACGUUCCUUCUGACGUUUAUUCAUACCCUGGAGGCUCAACGCAGCUUUUCGAUGCGUGACCGUGGCAACGUGGCAUCCCUGACCAUGGUCACACUACAAGGACGCAUGGAGUAUGCCACGGUUUUACUGAAACAGCUGCUCAGUGACCUGAUCGAGAAGAACCUGGAGAGUAAGAACCACCCAAAGCUGUUGCUGCGCAGGACAGAGUCUGUGGCAGAGAAGAUGUUAACGAACUGGUUCACGUUUCUGCUGUACAAGUUUCUGAAGGAGUGUGCUGGGGAGCCCCUGUUCAUGCUAUUUUGCGCCAUCAAACAACAAAUGGAAAAGGGGCCGAUCGAUGCCAUCACUGGGGAGGCGCGAUACUCGCUGAGCGAGGACAAGCUGAUUCGGCAACAGAUUGACUACAAAGUGCUGACCCUAAGCUGCAUUUGCCCGGAAAGUGAAAACGGGACCGAGAUUCCGGUGAAAGUCCUGAACUGUGACACGGUGACCCAGGUUAAGGAUAAGCUCCUGGAUGCCGUCUAUAAGGGGAUUCCUUACACCCAGAGGCCAAAAGCUGAAGACAUGGACUUGGAAUGGCGUCAGGGUCGGAUCACCCGCGUAAUCCUGCAGGAUGAGGACGUUACCACGAAGAUCGAGUGCGACUGGAAGAGGCUGAACUCGUUGGUGCAUUACCAGGUCACAGAUGGCUCCACGGUGGCUCUAAUUCCCAAGCAGGUGUCUGCCUAUAACAUCACCAACUCGUUCACCUUUACGCGCUCUCUCAGCCGAUACGAGAGUCUCCUGCGGACAUCCAGCAGCCCGGACAGCUUGCGCUCUCGCGCCCCCAUGAUUACUCCGGACCAGGAGACUGGCACCAAACUGUGGCACCUUGUGAAAAAUCACGACCACACUGAUCACAAAGAGGGUGAUCGUGGCAGCAAAAUGGUGUCUGAGAUCUACCUGACCCGGUUAUUGGCCACCAAGGGAACGCUGCAGAAGUUUGUCGAUGACCUUUUUGAGACCGUGUUCAGCACCGCGCACAGGGGCAGCGCCCUUCCUCUCGCCAUCAAAUACAUGUUUGACUUCUUAGAUGAGCAAGCAGAUCGUCGGCAAAUCACCGAUCCGGACGUUCGUCACACCUGGAAAAGCAACUGCCUCCCACUGAGAUUUUGGGUGAAUGUGAUCAAGAACCCCCAGUUUGUCUUUGACAUUCACAAGAGCAGCAUCACAGACGCCUGUCUCUCGGUGGUGGCUCAAACCUUCAUGGAUUCAUGUUCCACCUCUGAGCAUCGGCUGGGAAAGGACUCUCCGAGUAAUAAGCUGCUCUACGCCAAGGACAUCCCCAACUACAAGACCUGGGUGGAGAGGUACUACAGAGACAUCAGUAAAAUGCCACCCAUCAGUGACCAGGACAUGGAUGCCUACCUGGUGGAACAAUCGAGGCUUCACGCCAAUGAGUUUAACUCUCUGAGCGCUCUCAGUGAACUCUACUUCUAUGUGAACAAAUACCGCGAGGAGGUUCUCACCGCGAUGGACCGCGAUUCCUACUGCCGGAAACACAAACUGCGCCAGAAGCUGGAACAGGUCAUCAACAUGGUGUCAAGUAACAGCUGAGUCUUCAGAGGCUGUUGCCACCCCUUGUUCCCUCAGAUCAGCUCUGUGUCCCCGGGACCCUGCGACGAGCCAAAAACUGAUAGUUAAGGUCUGACUUGGAGAACUACCCCAAGAAGCCCGGGACGGGGAGGGGUUGCCACGUGAAGCUACGGCACUGCCACAGGGCGACUUGCUGUCUCCAGACCUGCGCAUUGGGUGCCUUGUGCUUUCUGCGCGGAUGGCAGAUCCCGAUCCCGCUCAGUGCCCGGCUCCAGCCUCUCGCUUUGUCCAUGUUUCUGUAACACGUUAAGCCAUAUGACUCGGAGGGGCCCUGUGUCUCGGUUCCCCACAGAUAAUUUCACUGCACUAUCGUCCCCCACCUCCUGCUGCUCUCGCCAUGCGGUCACCAGUCUGUCCCGGUUUUAUCAUGCGUGGCUGGCCCCAUUACCCGCAGAGGGCGCCGUGUGAUGAGGGGCCCCUGUGAUUAAGCGUGUAGGAAGUAGGAGGGGCCCCUGUGUCUUGUGUUGAAUUUGGGUAAUUUGUAUUCGGAUUUUGUGCCAUGCAAUAUCAGUGCUGAUUUUCCUUGUGGGGGUGUUAAGGGGGGGGGG
This is a messenger RNA of Spea bombifrons (plains spadefoot toad), 6173 nucleotides long. It is a transcript of the gene PLXNA3, whose product is annotated as plexin A3. The record is from RefSeq and is a predicted model, not a curated record. Gene Ontology annotation, cellular component: semaphorin receptor complex. Gene Ontology annotation, molecular function: semaphorin receptor activity; protein binding. The transcript has 31 exons. Gene Ontology annotation, biological process: regulation of cell migration; regulation of GTPase activity; negative regulation of cell adhesion. Lineage: Eukaryota; Metazoa; Chordata; Amphibia; Anura; Pelobatidae. The annotation marks the transcript as partial.